Oryzias latipes (Japanese medaka) is the source of this 1631-nucleotide messenger RNA. RefSeq names its product mixed lineage kinase domain-like protein. Gene Ontology annotation, molecular function: protein kinase activity; ATP binding. NCBI's taxonomy places the organism in Eukaryota, Metazoa, Chordata, Actinopteri, Beloniformes, Adrianichthyidae. Gene Ontology annotation, biological process: cell surface receptor signaling pathway; necroptotic signaling pathway; protein phosphorylation. The record is from RefSeq and is a predicted model, not a curated record.
CUUAAAGCUGCUUAUUACACUUGAAUAUGCAGGAAUCUUACAAUGAUCGGGAUUCCUGCGCACAGUAACUGACUACACUGAAUUCCUCCAAAGAACAGCCAUGGACUUCAUAGAUCCCAUCCUAUCAAUUGUCAAAGGCAUCUAUGAAGUGGUGGAGCAGGUGAAGGCCAAUGAAAAACGCAGCAGGCGUAUUUGUGACCGAGUCGCAGCCUUGGAGAAGAUCAUUCGUUCCAUUCAAAGCCAAAAAAAAGUUGUAGAAACUGAGAAUGUGAAGAACAUCAUCAAGGAUCUCGCAGACACUCUAAAUGCAACAAAGAAUCUCCUGGAAAAACAUGCAGAUUCAAACUGGAUGAAACGCGCCAUUAAAAAGGGUUACUAUGAAGAAGAGUUCAACCAUGUGAAUGACAGGCUCAACGAUGCCUUCCAGGCCCUAAGUUUAGCUCUGAAUGUAGAGCACGAAGACGCAAUCCGCAAGGUUUUUGACAAGGUCAAUCAAAAGAUGGAGGAUGAAGAAGACAAGAAGAAGGAUGAGGAGGACCUGCUGGAAAAGAUGACAGCAAUACAGAAUGACGUGACCAAAAUCCUUGAAAUCUUGACGAUACAAAAAAGGUCUUAUGAAGAAAUUCGGAAGAUAAAACUUUCUGAGCUAAAAUUUGUCCCAGACUUCCCCAAAAAACCAUUCUUGACAACAGAGUCUGCAGAGAAUUACAAGGGAGAGUUUCAAGGGUUCCCAGUGGUCAUCAAGAAAUUCCUCAACACAGCCCAAGUCUCAAGUUCAGAGGUGGAAACAAUUUUCAAAAAGGAAACUGAUACGAUGAAUCGCUUUCAGUCACCCAACAUCCUGCGUCUGUUUGGGAUCUGCAUCGUUAAUGAAAACUCUCCAAAGUCAGAGUUCCUGGUUGUCAUGGAGUACUGUGAAAAAGGAAGCCUUCGGCAAGUUCUGGACUCGAACUGUGAACUAUCCUGGACCAGGAAAGCUCGCAUGUGCCUUGAUGUGGCACAGGGAAUCUAUAGGCUGCACCAGACUGAAGAAGACUUCAAGGUUCAUGGAAGCAUCAGCAGCAAAAAGUUCCUGGUGGAUGAAGCCUACAGAGUCAAGCUGGGAGGCUUUGAGCUUUCAAAAACGGAGACAUCACUUCAAAAGUCGGUGAAAAAAAACGCACUGGAGUCAACUCUGUGCUACUAUGCCCCUGAAACGCUGGAACACUUCAAAAUAAGUAAAGAGAGCGAGAUCUACAGCAUCGGGAUUGUUCUGUGGGAAAUUGCAACUCGGAAGAAACCAUUUGCAGGUUUUGAUAAAAAACAAAUUUAUCAAAAAGUGUGGACAGAAAAAUACCAGGAGCCGCUUCCACCUGAUUGCCCUGAAAAUCUGCAACAGAUGAUCAUCGCCUGCCGGGCUCACGAACCCUUUGACAGACCAUCAGCUGGUGUGCUCAUGGAUAAACUGCGCUUAGUGGUGGCCCAGCUGGAGGAGUGAGACAGUGAUCAUCGUAAAGAGGACUCAAACAUGCAGCUCAAAGCUGUGCAGGGUGUUCUAGAGCAGUGUUUUUCAACCUUUUCUGAGCCACGGCACACUUUAACCUUAAAAAAAAUCCCGCGGCACACCAGCAUCCAAAAAUUUAAAAAAAAGG